This is a messenger RNA of Adineta steineri, 2772 nucleotides long. The record is from the annotation of a GenBank genome assembly. Lineage: Eukaryota; Metazoa; Rotifera; Eurotatoria; Adinetida; Adinetidae.
AUGGCAACAAAAAAACGAAAUAAAGCUUUUAUGGGUAUGCCUGCCCCGUUAGGUUAUGUUCCUGGUCUUGGUCGUGGUGCAACUGGUUUUACAACUCGAUCUGAUAUUGGUCCAGCUAGAGAAACAGGUGAUAUAAGUGAUGAACGACAUGCACCACCAAAUAAACGUCGAGAUGAAGAUGAUGAUGAAGAAACAGAUUUAAAUGAUUCAAAUUUUGAUGAAGAAUAUGGUUAUGGUGGAAGUUUAUUUAAAAAUGAUCCAUAUGAAAAAGAUGAUGAAGAAGCUGAUGAAAUUUAUGAAUCAAUUGAUAAACGUAUGGAUGAAAAACGUAAAGAACGAAGAGAACGUCGAUUUCAAGAAGAAAAUGAAAAAUAUCGUCAAGAACGACCAAAAAUUCAACAACAAUUUAGUGAUCUUAAACGCAAAUUAGCUGAUGUAACAGCUGAAGAAUGGAUGAGUAUGCCAGAAGUUGGUGAUGCUAGAAAUAAACGUCAACGAAAUCCAAGACAAGAAAAAUAUACACCUGUACCUGAUUCGGUUCUUGCAAAAGCUGUUGCAUCUACUGAGCAAGCAAGUAGUAUUGAUCCACGUGAACAACGAUAUGGCGGUUUUGAUACUCCAGCUUAUGGAAUGUCAACACCAUCAACUGAUAUUGAAAUGGUUAAAAUUGGUGAAGCACGAAAUACACUUGUAAAAUUAAGAUUAACACAGGCUUCCGAUAGUAUUACUGGACAAACAGUUGUUGAUCCAAAAGGUUAUUUAACUGAUAUGGCAUCUAUGUUACCAUCAUAUGGUGGUGAUAUAAAUGAUGUUAAAAAAGCUCGAUUAUUAUUAAAAAGUGUUCGAGAAACUAAUCCAUCUCAUCCACCAGCAUGGAUUGCAUCAGCACGUUUAGAAGAAGUUGUUGGUAAAGUUCAAGCAGCAAGAAAUUUAAUUAUGCGUGGAACAGAACAUUGUCCAAAAAGUGAAGAUAUAUGGUUAGAAGCUGCACGUUUAAUGCCACUUGAUUUAGCACGUGGAAUUGUUACACAUGCUGUUAGACAUUUACCACAAUCAGUUAAAAUUUGGGUUAAAGCUGCUGAUUUAGAACAAGAACCAAAAGCUAAAAAACAAGUUUUAAGACGAGCACUUGAACAAGUACCAAAUUCGGUUCGAUUAUGGAAAGCAGCAGUAGAAUUAGAAGAUGAAGAUGAUGCUAGAAUUAUGCUUAGUAGAGCUGUUGAAUGUUGUCCAACAUCAGUUGAUUUAUGGUUAGCUUUAGCACGUCUUGAAACAUAUGAAAAUGCACGACGUGUACUUAACAAAGCUCGUGAACAUAUUCCAACUGAUCGACAAAUUUGGAUAAUGGCUGCAAAACUUGAAGAAGCCAAUGGAAAUAAUGUUAUGGUCGAUCGUCUUAUAGAGCGAGCUUUGGCUUCAUUAACUGCAAAUAUGGUUGAGAUUAAUCGUGACCAUUGGAUGAAAGAUGCUGUUGAUUGUGAAAAAGCUGGUUCUGUUCAUACAUGUCAAGCAUUAAUUCGUAAUGUAAUUGGUAUUGGUAUUGAAGAUGAAGAUCAAUUAGAAACAUGGAUUGAAGAUGCACAAUCAUGUCGAACUGAAGGUGCAUAUGAAUGUGCACGUGCAAUAUAUACUCAUGCACGUAAAUUUCAUCCAACAAAAAAAGUCUUAUGGUUAGAUGCAGCUGAUUUUGAAAAAAAACAUGGUACACGUGAACAACUUGAAGAACUUUUAACAACUGCUGUUGUUAGUUGUCCAAAAGCCGAAGUUUUAUGGUUAAUGUUAGCUAAAAGUAAAUGGUUAGCUGGAAAUGUUCCAGCAGCACGAGAAACUUUAUCAGCUGGAUUUCAGGCAAAUCCAAAUUCGGAAGAAAUUUGGCUUGCAGCUGUUAAACUUGAAUCAGAAAAUAAUGAAUAUACAAAAGCAAUUAGUCUUUUAACAAAAGCUCGACUUAAUGCACCAACUGCUCGUGUUUAUAUGAAAUCUGUUCGUUUAUAUUGGUGUUUAAAUGAUCUUUCAGCAGCUAAACAAUUAUUAGAUGAAGCAUUAAAAGCUUAUGGUGAUUUUCCAAAAUUAUGGAUGAUGAAAGGACAAAUAUUCGCUCAACAUGGUCCAACUGGUUUUGAAGCAGCUCGAGAAGCAUAUUUAGAAGGAAUUAAACGAUGUCCAACAAGUAUACCAUUAUGGUUACUUUUAAUUCAAUUAGAAAUUGACAAUGGACAAUUAAUUAAAGCUCGAGCUAAUUUAGAAAAAGCUCGUUUACGUAAUACAAUGAUACCAGAAUUAUGGUUAGCUAGUGUUCGAUUAGAAGUCAAUGCUGGAAAUGUACAACAAGCUAAAGUUAUGCUUGCUCGAGGUAUGCAAGAAUGUCCAGCAGCAGGUAUACUUUGGGCCGAAGCAAUAUUUAUGGAAGCACGUCCACAACGUAAAUCAAAAAGUGUUGAUGCAUUAAAAAAAUGUGAACAUGAUCCAUAUGUAUUAAUGGCUGUAUCAAAAUUAUUUUGGUCUGAACGUCGUAUUGAUAAAGCACGUGAAUGGUUUAAUCGUACAAUUAAAUUAGAAACUGAUAUUGGUGAUUGUUGGGCAGCAUUUUAUAAAUUUGAAUUAAUACAUGGAACUGAACAACAACAAAUGGAUAUUAAACAAAAAUGUGUUAGUUUUGAACCAAGACAUGGCGAAUUAUGGUGUCGUAUUGCAAAAGAUGUUAAAAAUUGGAAAUUAAAAACAGGCGAUAUUAUAGAAUUAUGUGCAACACAAAUGCCACUACCUAAUUAA